This is a messenger RNA of Alternaria atra, 1368 nucleotides long. RefSeq lists its product as uncharacterized. Bases 1 to 1368 code for a protein of 455 amino acids. The record is from RefSeq and is a predicted model, not a curated record. The transcript has 2 exons. Gene Ontology annotation, molecular function: oxidoreductase activity, acting on the CH-CH group of donors; flavin adenine dinucleotide binding. NCBI's taxonomy places the organism in Eukaryota, Fungi, Ascomycota, Dothideomycetes, Pleosporales, Pleosporaceae.
AUGGUAUUGAACAUCGACAUCAACAGCAGCCCAGCCUUCUCACGCAUACCGCCCUGGGUGAAGGCCAAACUUCGGCCCAUCGCAAUUGAGAAGAUCCAACAGGUAUAUGAUUGGGUCGAGACGGAAUGCAUACCCGCUGAGCGCAUCUACAAAGCGCAACUCAAAGAGAGCAAGACGCGAUGGGAAACCCCAGCCAUCAUCCACGACUUGCGAAAGAAGGCAAAAGCCCAAGGACUAUGGAAUCUCUUCUUACCGAACCACUUCAUCGAGAGUCCAGGUUUAACCAACUUGGAGUACUCAUGCUGCGCUGAGAUCAUGGGGCGAGUAUACUGGGCAGCACAGACGAUGAACUGCCACGCCCCCGAAACUGGCAACAUCGAACUCCUCGCCAAAUACUGCACCCCCGAACAGAAAAAGAGGUGGCUCCACCCCCUCAUGAACGGCGACAUGUCCUCCGCAUACAGCAUGACAGAACCCGACGUCGCCUCCUCAGACGCAACCCAAGUCGGCAUAAAAAUGGACAUUACCGACAAAGAAGUCAUCAUAAACGGACGCAAGCUCUAUGGCAACUGCCAGUACAACCCAGAAAUGCAGCUCUUCAUCUUGAUGGGCUGUUCCGAUCCCAACAAUGCGAAUGCGUGGAAUAGGCACACGACGCUCGUGGUGCCGGCGAAUAGCCCAGGCUUAAAGCAGAUUAGAAACCUGACGAUCAUGGGCUACGAUUGGGCGCCUGAAGGACAUGGCGAGUACGUCUACGAAAACGUACGUGUACCACUGGAAAACAUCAUCCUCGGUCCUGGACGCGCUUUUGAAAUUGCCCAAGGGCGGCUGGGCCCCGGUCGUAUACAUCACUGUAUGCGGCUCAUCGGCCAGGCAGAACGCGCGUUUGAACUUGCGCUUGUGAGAUGCAUGGAGCCGCGGAAGAAGCCACGGGGCAAGUUUAUUGGCGAGUUCGAUAGCAAUAUCGAGCGUAUUGCGGAUAUGCGCAUGACUAUCGAUGCUAUGCGGUUGGUUGUGCUCAAUGCGGCGGAUACUAUGGAUUUGCAAGGUAACAAGGCAGGGAAAUACGCUAUUGCGCAGAGUAAGAUUAUGGUGCCGAAUGCGCUGCUUAAAGUUAUCGACGAGGCUAUGCAGAUAUACGGUGGUCAGGGCUUGACGCAACACACGCCGCUGCCAGAGCUGUGGACGUAUGCGCGUUUUGUGAGGGUGGCUGACGGUCCUGAUUCCGCUCACAGACAUCAGGCUGGGAGGGACCAGAUGAAGACUGCGCAAGGGUUUAGGAAGAGAGCGGAAGGGUACACGGAGAGGUACAGGGAGCUGUGCAAAAAGUGGGGGCUGGAGCCGGAGGAGUUCUGGGGUAUUUUGUAG